UGAGCUGCGCCACUGCGACUGACGGAGGGAGCCACCUUCCUGCAGCUCCAUCACCGAGAGAGAAACACAGCUGCGGUCCAUCAGCCCUGCUUCCCCAUCAGGUGUGAGCGUUUGCGUCUGAUCCAACUGGCGCUCUCCAGUGCGGGAUCUUAAGUGAGCUCUGCUGCACUCCGCCACGCAGAUGACCAAUGUGAGCAGCGAGCAUGGCGGACAACCAUCUGGAAUAUCACCCCUACAUGGAGAGCGAGUCCGCCGGUGGCCACUUCUCUGAAGACCCGGAACUUGCAGCCAUCAAGGCCCGGGUCCAAGAGAUGGAAAUGGAGGAAGAGAUGGACCAACUGAAGGAGGAGGAAGGGUGCGACGUGGCAGAGAUCCAGCCGCUGACCAGCAGCCCUCAGCCAGGACACUUCUACAACAUGACCCCGGAGGAGCGGAUAGACGCAGACAACCGAUCCAUCUAUGUUGGAAAUGUUGACUAUGAAACCACUGCACAAGAGCUGGAGAUAUUUUUCAAUAGCUGUGGGCCGGUAAACAGGGUGACCAUUCUCUGUGACAGGUUUUCGGGACAUCCCAAAGGGUUCGCCUACAUUGAGUUUUCCGACCGUGACUCCGUACAGAGUGCCAUUGGUUUGCAUGCAACAUUAUUCAGAGGACGAGUGCUGAAGGUCAAACCCAAAAGAACAAACAUGCCAGGCAUUAGCACAACAAACCGUGGAGGUCGGGGCGUGGGCCAUGUCAGAGGCAGAGGACGGGGUCUCCAUCCACCCCGCUACCACCACAGCAACUCCAGAGGAAGGCUCCGGUACCAGACGUCCAGGCCACAGCAUCCGUACCACGCUGGCCCUCCAGUGGGGAAAAGGCAGUGGGAGCAUGUGGAUUACAAUGAUCAGAUGUCUCAGCGUUACCCUUAUCUUCUUCACAUCACCCCUCUGUCUGAGGAGAUGGAGGCCUUGAGUGGGCCGCACUACGCACAGCAGCGUUAAUAUAGCUCUGAAAACAGCCUGCGAAUGAACUUAUUUGAAUUAACUAAUGUUUCUAAGCACUUCUGAGAUUUGAAUUUGCAAGAUGCAAUGUUGCUUGAGUCUUUUUAAGAUCUGGAAAUUUAAACUUGUGAAUGCAUGUGACUGUUGCUUCUUACUGUUUUUAAAAGCUGAUGUGGAUGUUGUCUGCAUGUGGUUGUUAGUCAGAAGGUCUUUGCUAUGUCGGUGAAUAAAUAAAAUGAACAAAAAUUUGGAUCCUAAACCAACAGUUUGCAUUG
Messenger RNA from Synchiropus splendidus (mandarinfish), 1258 nucleotides. It is a transcript of the gene pabpn1l, whose product is annotated as PABPN1 like, cytoplasmic. The transcript is spliced from 6 exons. NCBI's taxonomy places the organism in Eukaryota, Metazoa, Chordata, Actinopteri, Syngnathiformes, Callionymidae. The record is from RefSeq and is a predicted model, not a curated record. Gene Ontology annotation, molecular function: RNA binding. The coding region runs from base 204 to 983 and encodes 259 amino acids.